CCUGCCUUGGAAAAGGGGAGGGAAAGCCCAGCUCCAGCUCCUCUGCGUUAACGUUAUUAUCUUAGGGAGCUCUGCUGCUGCUGCCACUCUGUCUCCAGACCAGAGAGCCUCUCUGACCCAGGAGGAGAAGGCUCUGCCCCUUCUUCAGGCUGCUGCUGCUCCUGGUUCUUGAGAGGCGCCAAGCCACACACACCAAGAGUACUGGGCAAAGCAGGUGGGGAGUCCCAAGAGGGUGCCAAGGGAAGGGACGGAGGCAAGGCACCCUUCUAGGUCUCAGGUCUGCCUCUGCACUUCCUGCUGCUGCCCAGGGAGCAUCUGGCUGCUGGGGAUUUAGUCGGAGGAAGAGGCGGCUGCCGCUGCCCUUCGCACGCCUCCCAAGCAAGCGCCCUGGGAGAGAGAGGUUCUUGUUCUUCAGUUAAACUUAGACCUUCGGAGAAGCUAAAAGUGAAGAAAGGACUAAGUUAACAAGACCUGGAUUUACAAGAACAAAAAUAUUUGCCUCUCCUACAUCAGGAAAACAAGAAGACUCAUCUGACUGGGACUCUGAAGACUUCAGUAGCAAAUCCUCCUGAGUUAAAAUGAAUACAGAUAGUGGUGGGUGUGCUCGCAAACGUGCUGCCAUGUCUGUCAAAUUAACAGCUGUGAAGAGAGUUCAGAGUUCUCCAAACCUAUUGACAGCAGGACUUGAUUCUCAGUCACCAGAUUCAGCUUGGAGAUCAUUUAACAGUGGGAGUAGAGAGACACUGAAUGGAGACACUAGCAGCUCCUCUCUUGCAGCCAAAGGCUUUCGAAGUGUCCGGCCAAAUCUACAAGAAAAGAAAUCACCAACUCAGGCACCCCCAUUACCUCCUAGGAAAGACAGUUUGGGUAGAACUGGAAUCAUUAAUCACAAGAAGAGUGAAAAUAACUCCUGGUCUAUAACAACCAAGCAGACUAAGAAAGCUCCUCCUGAUGGUGACCACUGUACUAACAAGCAGUUCCUCCGGAGGACAGUUUACUCUAAAAAAUCCAAUACCAGUGUGUCUUACACACACAAAACUACUAAGCCUCUGACCUUGGUUUCUAGCAUGAAAACAAUAGCUGGCAUUCAAACGGCUGUUCGUCAAGGCCACAAACAAUUUCCAAAGCGUAAAGUCUCUACCCUGAAAUUAACUCGGCCACGCAAUUCAUCUUCUAGUAUUCCUUCUCGUACACAGCAACAGCCUAUGCCAGUUGAAUCAGGAGUAGCUCCUCAGAGGCCAGCCUCACCUGCCUUUAACCCUGUGCCUGAGAUACACAAAGCCUCUCUCUCUAUUCAGAUAGCUCCCAUCCCUGAUAAUAAAGCAACGCCUGAAAGCCAACAACAUCCACCUAGGCUUUCUCCAGACCCUUCAAAGACGCCUCCAAACAAUAUGCAACCAAUGUCUACAGUUCCUUCUGCACAGUCCACAGAGUGCAAUGUGCUUGGAAACCAGAAAGUCACUGCCCAUGUGAUGGAGGUAAAUGCUUCACAGUCACACAGACAAACUUCAGCCGAAACUUCGCCACUGCCUCCUUCACCUCCUUCUUCCAGGGUGUCGAUUAACAGACCCUAUCUCUCACCUGACAGUGGUGGCGGCCACGUAACAUAUAUUUUGCCGACACGUGACAGUUUUUGGCCUUCACGCUUUUAUAGAACCCUGGCCCUUUCACAAUUCUCAUACACGUACCCUUUCCUAGUUCCUGACAGUACUAUCCAUCACCGGACUGAAACGGCCUCUGUUAUGACAGACUCAGCCAUGAGUGAGUACUCUUCUCGCCCGGUGAGCGAGUCUUCCACGGCCAUUCUAGAUGACCUACAGAGCUGUAACUAUGAUACUACUGAUGGUUCUGAAACACCUUCCCCAACCUUGAGCCAGAUGUCUGCUGUGUCACAUGGCACCACCUUAACCUCCACUGCUGCCGGCUCCCAUACUCAGAUAACAGUGAAUGGGAACUCUAGUGCAGCAACAAGCCCAAUGAGCCACUUUCAAAGGCCUUUCUCCCCCUCUUCAGUCUACUCCCCACCAGUCUCACUAAGUUCAAGCACAGUUCACCUACAACAGAGCAGAACAAUGGAAUCCACAGAGACAUACUCACAGCAUGCUCAUUCUGUUGGCGGCAGCAGCAGCACCAGCACAAUACCAAUCUGUAGAACUUCGGAGGAAGAGAAGAAAGUCACGGUCAUUAAAGCACCACAUUAUGCAGGGAUUGGCCCAAUAGAUGAAUCAGGAAUCCCAACUGCAAUUAGAACGACAGUUGACAGACCGAAGGAUUGGUAUAAGACGAUGUUCAAGCAAAUUCACAUGGUUCACAAGCCUGAUGAUGACACAGACAUGUAUAAUACUUCAUAUGCUUAUAAUCCUGAUAACUUCAGCCCACCCUAUUCUGCUCAAGCACAUCCUGCUGCAAAGACUCAUACUUACAGACCACUGACAAAAAGUACUUCUGACAAUGGCACUGAGGCCUUUAAGGUCUCAUCACCCGUACCUCCACCACCUCCAGUACCACCACUUCGGCCACGGCAAAGAUCUGCACCAGAAAAAAAUGAGUGGGACCCUCCUGAUAGAAAAGUAGACACACGUAAAUUCCGUUCUGAACCAAGGAGUAUUUUUGAAUAUGAGCCUGGGAAGUCCUCUAUCCUUGAACAUGAAAGACCAACUGAUCGCAUAAACCCAGAUGACAUAGAUUUAGAAAAUGAACCCUGGUAUAAAUUCUUUUCAGAGCUGGAGUUUGGACGCCCGCAGCCUCCUAAAAAGCUUUUGGAUUAUGUUCAAGACCAUCCUCCAGGUCUUUCCUAUGAGACAUCCUUAUAUUACAGUCCAACAGACAGAGGCUUGGAUAGACCUUCUAGUUCUGCAAGUACUGCAAGUGACUACAGGAAACGAAGGAAGUCAGAGCCUGCAGUAACUAAUCAGAAGGCACAUGGUGAUCAAAAUGCAAACAGGGCCAGCCUGGGCCGUACAGACACACAGAGCACAUACUCUACACUUAGGAAGCCUGUUACAAGCUCUUCUCCGUCUUCUCCAUCAAGAACAAAAGUGCCCAACCACAGCACCUCAAAUGAAUUAGAUUACUGUAGUACCUAUGGACAGCGCUUGUCUGUCCCUAGUGACUCAAGAAGGGCUAUCAGCUACAAGAAUGGCUGGCAGAUGGCUCGUCAAAAUGCAGAAGUCUGGAGCAGCACCGAAGAGACUUCCUCCUCUCCCAAGCGGAAAUCUCGUAGCUGUGAUGACCUGCUGGCAGAUGAUCAUUGUAGCUUUCCUGACACACAGAAUAAAUCUGAAAGCAUGGUUUCUUUGUUAUGUGAGGAAGAUUCCAAAGGUGGCUCCACCCUUUCCUGGGGCUCCCCCUACACUUCUCAGAGCCGUGGCUCAAGUUGGUCAAGGGCACGACAUAGAUCUGCACAUGAUGCUCCUGGGUUCCUAAAAAUGUAUAAAAGAAUGCACCGCAUCAAUCGCAAAGACUUGUUGAAUUCUGAGGUGAUUUGUUCAGUGAAGUCCAGGGUAUUGCAGUAUGAAAAGGAACAGCAUACAGACAUGCUGCAGGGCUGGAAAGAAUCAUCUACUGAGGAGGUGCCAAGAGAUAUGGUCCCCAACAGAAUAUCUGAAUUUGAAAAACUAAUUCAGAAAUCAAAGUCCAUGCCAAAUUUAGCCGAAGAAGCAUUAUCAGCAGUAACCCUCCUUGAAGCCCCUAAAAAUGGUUUCUGCGCAAACAGACGGUUCUCUAUUGAGUCCUUGCUGGAGGAAGAACAUCAGAGUAGACACCCUGCUGAGGUCCAAAGGAAUUCCAAAUCAAAAACUCUGGUGCCAAUUCACAUUGAAGUGACCAGUGAAGAGCCCCAGAGGUCUCACAUGGAAAAUUCAGACAGUGACCAAGAUGGGGUAGUCUCUGACCUCAGUGACUUCAUACAGAUAGAAGGCUCUUCCUUUUGUAGUGAGAGUGAUUUUGACCACUUCUCUUUUACAUCUUCGGAAAGCUUUUACGGGUCAGGCCACCACCACCAUCACCACCACCAUCACCACCACCAUCACAAGCAUCUCAUCAGCUCCUGCAAAGGCCGUUGCCCAGCGUCAUACACCCGCUUCACCACAAUGCUAAAGCAUGAAAGGGCUAAACAGGAACCCACCCCAGAAGAACCUAGACGGCAGGACUCUGACUCUGGCCUUUCGAAGAUAGCAUUCCUAGUCAGUCCAGUGCCUUUCCGAAGGAAAAAAAACACUGUCCCCAAAAAGCAGGCUGAAAAGACAAAAUGCAAAUCAACUGUCUUUGAUGCUUUGGACUCUGCUCUUAAGGAUAUCUGUGACCAAAUCAAAGCAGAAAAGAGAAGGGGAAGUUUGCCUGACAACAGUAUAUUGCACAGACUUAUUUCUGAAUUGCUUCCAGACAUACCUGAAAGGAAUUCCUCCCUUAAAGCUCUUAGAAAGAGUCCCAUGCACCAGCCUUUUCAUCCACUGCCUCAAGAUGGUGCUAUUCAUUGCCCAUUGUACCAGAAUGAAUGUGGAAGAUUACCUCUUAGUGCCUCUUACCAAGACAUGGAUACAGCCAACAACAGCAAUCAAGAAAAUGAUAGUGCAGUAUGUUUCCAAGUAGACCAGGAGUCCCCUGGGAACUAUUCUUCAGCUUUUACCGAUGUGGGUCGAAGUGCUCCAAAAGACAGAAGAGGAACUCCAGAGAGAGAGAGACUGCCAGCUAGAGCAGUAUAUGAUUUUAAAGCUCAAACAGCUAAGGAGCUGUCCUUCAAGAAAGGAGAUACUGUCUAUAUUCUCAGGAAAGUAGAUCAAAAUUGGUAUGAGGGCGAGCACUAUGGAAGAGUUGGAAUUUUUCCUAUUUCUUAUGUUGAGAAACUUGCUCCCCCAGAGAAAGCACAGCCAGCAAGGCCACCACCCCCAGCACAUGUUGCAGAGAUUGGAGAAGCUGUUGCCAAAUAUAAUUUCAAUGCAGAUACAAAUGUGGAACUGUCACUGAGGAAGGGAGACAGAAUAAUUCUUCUCAGACGGGUUGAUCAAAACUGGUAUGAAGGCAAACUACCUGGAACUAACAGACAAGGAAUCUUCCCUGUGUCUUAUGUAGAAGUCAUCAAAAAGAACCCAGCCAAAGGUGCUGACGAUUACCCUGUUCCUCCAAUACCCCAGAGUUAUUCCAGUGACAGAAUACACCAUUUAGGUUCAGCUAAGUUGGAUUCCAAAGCGCCAUCCCUCCCUCUCAGGUACCGGCCCUCUUCUUGUCCAGAUUCUAAUAAAGAGAAUCUUCAGGCUGUCACCAGUGAAUGGUUAUCGCUGACUCUUGGCUUUUCAUCUCCAAGUACACCUUCCCCUUCUCCUCCACCUUUUCCGAAAAGCUUUCUUUCUGAAUUAGAUGAAUUCAGCUCUCUAGCUUUAACAGGUUCACAGAGUGCACCAGGGCUCUCCAAUAUUGUUGCUCCUCCAGUAAAGCGCAGCCAUUUUGUUCCGAUCACCUCACCAAAGGCUCCCCACUCCUUCCCUGAAUUGCCAGCUUCACCUCAGCCAUUUUCUUCAUCUACCUGUAAAUCACCACCUCCAGCAACCCGGUUUCAUGACAAAGCACAUAAACCUGAAUGCAGCCAUUUCAAAGAGAUGAGAGGAACCCCCAGUGUCAAGGAAAGGAAAAGCUUCUCAGACACAACUCCAAAAGUACAAGAAAUAGGAGACACUGCUCUUCCUCUCCCCAAAGAAGACCAUUUAUUCAAAACCCUGACUGAGACUGAUGAACAGGAGGAAGAAAUCUGUGAAGAGCUGCUGUCAAUAAUCCAUGGGGGGCAGUCAAAACAUAAAGAUUCAGGUUUCUACAGACGUGCCCCUGAUGUAACAGAACAAUUGGCAAGGCUCCAUAUAGAGGAAGAGCCAGACCAUGAACAUUUAGAAUCACCAGUAGGAAGUAAGAGAGAUCCCAUGGUAUCUUGCGAAGGGGACAGUUCACCAGAUACUAAAAAAGAGGCAGCUUCACCUCCCUAUGGGAUACAAGCGCCUUCUACUUCUCCUUCCUGCCUUGCUUCUAGUCCUCCAUUUCACUCAGACAAAACAUCUUCCUCUGAAUGUGUGUCUACAUCCUCCAAGUCUGCUGUUACCCACUCCCCCCCUCUCCUUUCCAAACUGUCAUACAGACAGGAGAAAAAAUCACCAAAGUUAAAGGCUGAUUUAAAAAGAGAGAUAUUUGUCAUCGGCAAACCUCCACGUAGCCCUGUUAUGACAAGGAGAUCUUGCAGCUCACCUGUCAGAGGGCACAGCUAUUCACAUAGGCCACAGCGCCCUGUGUUUGCUCAUGAAAAUAUACACAGUGGGGGGGAACCGUUUCAGGUUCUGUAUAACUAUACUCCUAGGAACGAAGAUGAGUUGGAGCUCAGAGAGGGAGAUGUCAUUGAUGUGAUGGAAAAGUGUGAUGAUGGAUGGUUUGUGGGAACCUCCAGAAGAACAAAAUUCUUUGGUACUUUCCCUGGAAACUAUGUCAAGAGGCUGUGAAAUGUUGUUUGUUUGGUUUUUAUCCUACUUAUUUAUGCUACAUCUCUGCAACACAUCUGCAUAUAAAGCUGCUAGAAAACAUGCUCCACCAGCCUUCUGUUUUCCUGCUUUGCAAUUCCAGGUAGAAGCCAUCUAGUUCAUCUCCACCAUCCCAUCUUCACCCUUCAGCCAGCAGAAUUACUGUAACAGCUAUGACUGGAUAGCUGAGCUUUUAUGAAACAAGAGGAAUUAGUCUAACUAACUUCUAGUGUAUAUUUUUUGUGCAUUAAAUCUUUGUCUGCUCCCUACCAAUUUGAAGCACACAUAUAAGAAAAAGCUUGUUCCCAACAGUACAGGGAAUUAUCAAUAUUAUUUUGGGCAGUCUGUCCAUAACGUCCUUAGGAAAAAUUUCUUAUCUUCUUUCACCUCAUAUAUAGAGCAGGUUGUGGUCUACAUUUUAAUUUUUUAUUAGUUUUCACAUUCUUUUAAAGUCCAGCAGUGUGUGUUGCUUUCACUUUGCUGUUUCACAAGUUUGCCUGGUUUUACUCAUUUGCAAAAUAAGAUAACUACUCAAAUAGAUGGUUCCCAUGCCCUUGCACGUUUCAGCAUAUGCAAGGUGGUUGUAAAAUUUCAAGCGGGGAUCAUUCAAAAGGUGGUUUCUACUAGGCUACUUGCUAUGCCAUGAUUCCCAGCUGGAUCUGUUUUCAUAAGACUUGGGCAAGUGAGGGGAGGAUCAUAAAUUGGUUAAACACCCUCCCCUUUUUUUCCUUCUAAGUAAAAGCAGCUUCACAUAGGAAUGAUAUGUACAAAGAAGGAAACAUAACUUACACUUCUGUAUCUGCACAUAUUAUAUUUGAAGUGGAAAGAUACACAUCUCCCAAACCUGGGACGUAUCUAAUAAUGAUAAUGUGCAAAUGAAGUCAAAUUCGGGAAUGUAACAAGGGUAUUCCUAAUUGGACAGAAACACAUGUGCUUCUCUGUCCAAGGAGAAGUGGAUUCUCCCAGCACAAUUACAGCAUAUAUCUCUCUCUAAUGUGAGAUUCUGCAAGUCCCUACUUCCUGCAUGUCCCAAUAAGAAUGAGUCUUGUAUUUGUACAUAUCAUCUGAAGCUAAUCCAAAGGAAACCAUGUUUGCUGCUUGAAAUUAAGGAAGUGAAAAACACAAAAAUUCUGGGAAACUACAACCAUUUGUAAUGCAAGUCAGCAAUGAAACUGUCCUCUGCUGUAUCACAAAUACGUUGUGGCAACAACAAAGUAACUGAAAGUCUAAUAUUCAAAGUUCUUUUAUCAUAUGAUGUUUCAGCAAGGAAAAAAUAGUAAUAGUUUUAUUGUAAUAAAUUCACUUGGGAGGGGGAGCAGGAAUCCAUAGAAAGUAUUAUAUAUGCGAUUACUCUGGUACAUGUGUUCACACAUACAUUUUAACAAGGCUGAACUAUAUUUUCUUUCUAGCAAUAUUACAUUAAAGCAAAGAAAUUAAAAGGCACAAGCAUGAAAACAGGUACAUGUGGAUGGAUUUUUAUCCUUGGAUUAGUGUGAAAUAUUUGAACACAAUGUUUGUUUUCUGUAUGCAGUAUACAGGCAUAAAUAGUGUACGAUGGAAAAUACAUGACUUUCUAUGUCUAUGGCUUUACGCAAAGCAGUCCAUAUUUGGUUUUUCUGGCACCUUAUAGAAGGCAACAAAACAAAAGCUUUUACUGCAUUUCUCUUGUGGUAAAGGACAGAUCUUGCAAAUUUGUAGUUUGUAGCAUUUUGUACAUAUGUUUGCUUUUUUUUGUACAGAGCCAUUUUAUUGUUGAUUUAUUUUGGAGGAAAGAAUCAAGUUAUGUAUUUGAUCUUCAAGCUACCCCUUCCACUAAUUAAACAUCAUCUUAUUUUCUUUCCUCCCCCCUCCAAUGUAUAAGCACAUUUGGAUAGUGCAAUUCUGUAAAAUAGGAUUUGAUGCAAAGGUUUUAUGAAUUAUAAUAUGGUUUUACCUGCCAAAUCUUAAAAAUUGUACAUAUGUCUUUAUUAUGAAGAAAUGUCAAUGAGACAGAUAAAGAAACAUCUUUGUGCAACAUACCUUUAUUACUGCAAAUUUCAUGGCAAAAGCUUUAUAUUUCAAAGGCUUUCCAUUAUAAACUAGAUGUGCAUGCAGCUUUGCUGUGAAAUAUUUAUCUUUGAUGCCAUUUAUGAUGGAAGACUUAAGUGUCUGCUGCCUGUGAUAUUUAAGAAGAAGCACUGUUUCUACUCUGUUAUCUGAUUUUAAUAGAACAAGUUUUUUCAUACCUGCUUUCAGGUAAAUUGACUUUGAAUUCUUACAUACAAAGGGUCUCUGUGGUUUUUUUCCUUGAAUAGACUUCUAAUAAAAUUUGCUUGGAGUA
This is a messenger RNA of Sceloporus undulatus (fence lizard), 8814 nucleotides long. It is a transcript of the gene SORBS2, whose product is annotated as sorbin and SH3 domain containing 2. The record is from RefSeq and is a predicted model, not a curated record. Gene Ontology annotation, cellular component: plasma membrane; dendrite; synapse. Gene Ontology annotation, molecular function: protein binding. The transcript has 30 exons. Gene Ontology annotation, biological process: Notch signaling pathway. Bases 579 to 6476 code for a protein of 1965 amino acids. Lineage: Eukaryota; Metazoa; Chordata; Lepidosauria; Squamata; Phrynosomatidae.